This is a messenger RNA of Physeter macrocephalus (sperm whale), 1041 nucleotides long. RefSeq names its product erythropoietin (gene EPO). Gene Ontology annotation, cellular component: extracellular region. The transcript has 6 exons. Gene Ontology annotation, biological process: positive regulation of Ras protein signal transduction; erythropoietin-mediated signaling pathway; positive regulation of cell population proliferation. The record is from RefSeq and is a predicted model, not a curated record. Bases 1 to 1017 code for a protein of 338 amino acids. NCBI's taxonomy places the organism in Eukaryota, Metazoa, Chordata, Mammalia, Artiodactyla, Physeteridae. Gene Ontology annotation, molecular function: hormone activity; protein kinase activator activity; cytokine activity.
AUGGCACUGCUCUCGCAGCGCAGCCUCCUGUCGUCCCGCUGCGCGCCCCCAGCCGCCCCUCCCGGGACCCUGGGGCCCGACGACGGGCAGCCGCGCGCCCCGCACCCGCCCCCGCGGCAGCUCGGCUCCCGGCCCGCUGAUAACAGCCCCGACCCCCGGCCGCCGCCGCAGUGCCCCGGGCCGGCAGUCCCCGGGCCAACCCCGGCCGGCCGCCUCGCCGCGCCGUCCUCCGGACCCUGGCCCCGGGCCCUGCGCGCCCUGCCCGACCCCGGCUCGGCGCCCCGGACGGCGGCCCCGUCCUUCGGGCGGCGGGGUGGCUCUGCCCCCCGAGCUUCCCGGGAUGCGGGCCCCCGGCGCGGGCCCCCGCCGAGCCCCAGGUCGCUGAGGGGCCGCACGACGCGCGGAGAUGGGGCCCCGGCCUCGCACUCAGCCCGGCUCUCUCUCCUAGAAUGUCCUGCCCUGCUGCUUCUGCUGUCCUCGCUGCUGCUUCCUCUGGGCCUCCCAGUCCUGGGCGCCCCCCCACGCCUCAUCUGUGACAGCCGAGUCCUGGAGAGGUACAUCCUGGAGGCCAGGGAGGCCGAAAAUGCCACGAUGGGCUGUGCUGAAGGCUGCAGCUUCAGUGAGAACAUCACUGUCCCAGACACCAAGGUUAACUUCUAUGCCUGGAAGAGGAUGGAGGUCCAGCAGCAGGCUGUGGAAGUCUGGCAGGGCCUGGCCCUGCUCUCAGAAGCCAUCCUGCAGGGCCAGGCCCUGUUGGCCAACUCGUCCCAGCCAUCCGAGGCCCUGCAGCUGCACGUGGACAAAGCUGUCAGCGGCCUGCGAAGCCUCACCUCCCUGCUUCGGGCGCUGGGAGCCCAGAAGGGAGCCGUCCCCCUUCCAGACGCAGCCUCCUCUGCAGCCCCCCUCCGAACAUUCACUGUUGAUACUUCGUGCAAACUUUUCCGAAUCUACUCCAAUUUCCUGCGGGGAAAGCUGACGCUGUACACAGGGGAGGCCUGCCGGAGAGGGGACAGGUGACCCGGUGCUCCCACCCCGGGCACG